This is a messenger RNA of Thunnus maccoyii (southern bluefin tuna), 6331 nucleotides long. RefSeq lists its product as uncharacterized. The transcript is spliced from 2 exons. NCBI's taxonomy places the organism in Eukaryota, Metazoa, Chordata, Actinopteri, Scombriformes, Scombridae. Bases 2015 to 2923 code for a protein of 302 amino acids. The record is from RefSeq and is a predicted model, not a curated record.
CAAAGAACUUACACACAACCUACAACAUUUGCAGAUUCCCAGCUGCAAAAGCUUCUCCUUACGCCUGGCUGAUGUCCCCACAAUGAUGACUGCUCACCACCUAAAAUGUAAUAUUUACUAAACAGAGAAUAGUGAGACCCUCAUCUACUGUUAGAAAUCUGCUCGCCAACAUCCUGUUGAGGUUUACCUGGUCUUCUGCCUGACCAUACUACAAUUUGCCAACUGCCAAUUUGCAGAAAUGCGACGUCUUCAACUGCGACGGAGACCACAUGAGGACCACAAGAACUGUGAUUGGUCAGCUUAUAUUUUCUCCAACAAGUUUCUGAUGCCGCUGGAGUUUGUUAUAAGUGAAGACAACAUUAAGGAGGCUGAAGACUCUCAGUAGUCAGUUCUCCUUUUCAAUACCUCACAUCUAGCAAAGCUAUUACACAUUAAACCUUCUGUUUACUGCAAUCAUGUAAACACAAUGAUGUCAGUAGUCUUGUAUUCAUUAAUGAGACAUGGUGAAAUAAUGUUACAAGUUACCUGCAUCAUGCAGGUUACAUGUAACUCCAGUUCUGUAAGUGUAGCACACAUACGCGGAGCAACUGUGGGGGCAGAGGGGGUGGCCGCCCCAGGGCCCACACUCAGCAGGGGCCCGCUGGGGAUGCAGUGCUCGACCCCGCGGGUGCAGCAGGGAUAGGAGAACUUAACUCUCUCAGCUUCUUCUAUUCAUUCUCUAUGGUAGUUCUUAUCACUAUGGGUGUAAUCCCCCCUCCCACCACAAUGUGGGUUGCAAUGGCAGAGAGGUGCUGUCCGUAUUUCUGCUCGUUAACUCUGCGGGAAGUGAAGACUGCAGAAGCAGCGGUUCAAAGUUCUUGACUAACUUUGCUGAAAACUUUAUCCAGAAUAUGAGAUAUUCGCGUCUUUUUAUGUUUAUGGUGAAUGAAACUUGCCAGACAAAGUUUCAGCCUUCUGAGGUACAUUUAGAGCUGUUUGCGUUCAUGUUUGAAUGAAGCCAAACUAUCCAACCUCACUUUGCUGUGUGUUGAGCGGGACAUAAACACUACUAAGGACUAAGUGGUUUGCAGGUUUGCCACCAUGAAGGAGAGGAGGAUGUAGUUUUUAAAAGGGACUGUGAAAUGUACAAAGUUUGUUAAACUUUUCGGAUUAUUUUGUUCCAUGGAGGAUGGAGAAAUACACAAAUGGACUAACGUUACACUAAACUUCAGCAGUCUAAGCAGGGGCAACAACUGGUGAGUAAAGCAUCCGUAAUUAGUCUUUAUUAACUUAAAAGUUGGUAAUGAAGAAAUCAGUCAUAAUGUUAGAUUAAUGUGUCGUUUAACUCCAUGUUUACCGCAUCUCAGCACCUGUCUGUGUCACUGCCUGUGGUGUUGUAGACUGUCCACUUUAUAUUUGAAUAGGCCUUGUAUUGUUGUAGACCGCUGUGUCUAUUUUAUGUUUAUGUUAUUCCCGUGUUAGAAAGACAUAGUAUGGAGACAGAACACCUGGUUUGUCUCUAUCUAUUGGUGGUGGUGCUGAACUGUUCGUCAGUCGGUAUAUGUAGAGCACCACAUGCUGUCCUCAGUGCUGAAACAUUCGAACGCGGUUGGCAACCUGUUUUCUUUUUUGAUCUUCAGAACAAGCUUGUCUCAAAGUGGCUUCACUGUAUGUUUCCUGAGACUUAGGCUUGCAUGGCUCAAUAACAAUCAGCUAUUUUACAGUUGCGCAUUUUAAAAUGAUGUUUUAGAAAGGCCCUUGAGAAUGCUUCGCCCCCUCUGUGCUGAGUCUAGCUCCGCCCCUGGUAGCACACCAUCACUAUAUGUCACAAAAUAAAUAAAAAAAUGUAAACACAGUUACUGUGAGGAAUAUAAGUAAAGCAUGAUAUGCCCUGAUUAUGUGAAAUACAUGCAUCCAGCAUUGCGGUGGUGCUAUCAACGAUUGAAAUUCAACCCUUUUCAUCGACUGUCAGUCCAGCUUAAAUCUUGUCUUAAAAUUUGCCAGUCUAGUUUGAGAUGUAGGAGAGGGACCCUGAAUGACUGCCAGGAUCCAGGACUGCCACAGCCAACUAUUUAUAGGGGAGCUAAGGGAGUCCACAGACCCAUUAAUGAGGAACGCAUAUGUCUCUGUCCAAACAGGCCGGAAGUGGCAGGCAAGCAUCGAGGUUGACAAGACCAUUAGCAGUCUGCAACAUCAAGAGAUUGUCAGCAGAGGGCUUGGCUGGGGAGAAGCCCCCAAAGCCACGAAAAAAGAAAGGAAAGCAGUGGUUGUGGAAGAGGUGACAAGGGCAGAGCAGGAGCUCUACAAAAUCAAGGCGGUCGCACAGGGUCGACAGGGAUGCUGGACCACAUGGGCGGGCACUCUAAAUAGAUCGGUCAGCUGGGCGGAACUGUGGAAGAUCCCACAAGCCAGACUCAGUUUCCUGCUUAGGGCAACUCACGAUACUCUGCCAUACCCCAGAAACCUCCAUCAGUGGUUUGGCAAGGAGGAGAGCUACCCCCUUUGCAACACCCCUAAUGCAAGCCUACAACAUAUAGAUGGCAGCACAACCGGAUCCUUAGGAAGCUGGCUGACGUUCUGCAGGCAAGCCGCAAACAACAACCAGCCCACAACCAAGACACACCCCAUCCAGUUCGUCAGGCCUGGAGAGAGCAUGGGAGACACCAGCUCACAGAGCCCUCCUAGAUGCCUGUCACCAGGAAAAGAUCGGCAGAUAAUGGUCAACAUCGGUAAGCAGCUGCACUUAUCCCCUGAGAUCACCACCACACCACUCUGGCCGGACAUAGUACUUUGGUCUACCGCUGCCAAGAAUGCUCUACUCAUCGAGCUCACCAUCCCGUGGGAAGAGGGAAUGCAGGCCGCCAACGAGCGCAAGAGGGCAAAAUAUUCAGAUCUGGCUGUUGAGUGCAGGGAGGCAGGCUGGACUACCAUCAUCUACCCCUAAAGUAUGCUGUUGGGGCUUCGUAAGCGCAUCAACACUACAGCUGCUUCGGGAUGUAGGCGUAUCAGGGGCAAAGCUCCGAAAAGCCACAAAAGCAGCUUUUGGCUAUGGCUGAGGUGGAACUGGGGGUCCACACAACAAGAAAGGGCAGCUGCAGGAGUUGGCAAGGAGACGUCCCUGCCAUCGCUCCGCCACUAUGUUUCUGAGCUGAAAGAGCGAAACAUCGACAAAUGGUGGUCUCCGGCUGAUGACCCUGUAGCUGACCCAUGCCGCUGUGUGGAGGCACAACAGGCAGAAAUGUCUAGUAGGUGAAAACAUCCACCUGUGCAAUCUAAUAAUAUUGCAGACCAGAUCAAUUAGUUGCAGUACCACAGUGCCACAAUUAAUGAUUCGCUCACUGAGGCAAAAUUUGCUCGAUUCAAGUUCAACUUAAAGCAUCUAGCACCCUACAAAAGAGGUGUAGCUUUGUUUAAAGUCAGAAGUGAGACGAGUGAAUGGUAAAAAAUACAAUUCCUUAAAUGAAUGAAUGAACUGUUAACUUACUGCUCAGUUAGUGACAGAGAGCACAAAAUAUCACCAGGCUUUUUAACUCCACUUACUGUAUUUCAUUGAUGCACUUAUUAUUUUGCUGUCACUUUCUGAUGUGAAAGGGCAAUGAUGGCCUUCAUGCAAUUCUCAAAUUUGUAUUGUUAGCUUAUGACUUUAUAACACAGAUGUACCAACUAUGCAUCUGUAGACCACAUCCUUGUUAUGUCCUGCAAAACACUUAAGUUGAUAUUCACAUUAAUCAGGUCACCUGGCCUCUGGAUAAAUGCACAUCAUAUGUACAGUCCUUCUCUUACCUGCACUUUUUGUUGCAAUUUUCUGUAUCAAACAUGUCCUUUUAGUUUAUUUUUCAUAGCUCUCCUUUGGAUGCAUUCUUUCUUGAGCUUGCAGGCAUAGACUUUCUGCCUACAACCUCCACCACAUGCAUUAUGUGUAGUAAAAAAGAAACAGAAAGGAAAAAAAAAACGUGAUCAAAGAAAUCCAAAGUGCUCAUAGAAUUCCCAGCAGAGUAAUUUCAGGAUAUAAACCACAGGUCCUCUGUUUGUAGGAUGACACUAAAGACAUAGAUUUACUGCUCUGUCCUGUGUUGACAUGAACUCACUCACUGAUGUCAUCCGCUUAUCUGGCACACUGGCCCAGACACAAAACCACACCUGCAUUAAGAGAAGCCAAAGAUGUCUGCGUGCUGAAAGGGAACUGAGCUGCUGUGACAGCUAGCCAUAAUGAAGACGUCCACAUCCGUUUUGGAUGAACUCGAGUCUCUCUGACUGACGCCUUUGGCAGCCAGCCAGACAGUGCCUGUGGGUCAAGGCACUGCAGGCGUGUCGAGUGAAGGACACAAAAGAGAUGAAUAUCCUGCCAGACGUGUAUGCACUUGAUAAGCUGUUUGAACUGGCCUACUCUGUAAAAUAAACUAUGCAGCUAUUCACCAGUGUCUCUCAGAGGAUUUUAUGGUUUUUAAUAUGGUGAUUAAAAGUUUUUUGUUUUUUUCAUAACUGAGAAGUUAACGUUCUGCUUAAGAAGCACAAUUUAUUUAACGAUUGAUUUAGUUUUAUGCUGUAGCAAGAAAGUACAAGUUAUUGGUGCUCUGAUGAUCUUCCAGUAAUAGAUUUUCUGUCACCAAAAGUGGUUGAUUUUGUACUUGUAAUUGUUUCUGGAAAAAGCAUUUUACAUUGAGCCUGCAUGAGUGCAAGAACUAGGCUAGAUGUUGUAUUCUGGCCUUAUUUAAUUCACUGCGUGUUACAAAUGAAGAACAUGUCCAGUGCAUGCAGUGUGAGCUGUAUAUGAGGCCCAGCUUGAUCUUAAUUUGUUUGUGGAAAUGUAAUGGAGCUUUGGAGUUCAGGCAGAGCACUGAAAUCACUCUCACAUUAGCUGUUUGGCAUCAGCUCUGUCAUUCGGCUACUAGCUAGCCGGUAACAUCCAGUCACAUUAAUACAAAUGUACAAGGUGGCCUUUAUAACAUGUCAUUCCUCACUAUUACUCUGCUGAUUCUUAAUGAUGCUGAUGGUUAUAAAUGGGCUUUAUUAUCUUCUUUCAGUGCUGUGGUUACCCUCACAUCUUAAAAUGCCCACAUUAUUUUGAGCAGCGAGGUUACUGCAAUCAAUCAACCAGAACCAAAACAAUGAAACAGUGACAAAACCCAAACAUAACUACAGAUACCUUUCUCCAAUGCAUCAUAAAUUUAACUGUGCCAAUCAGUAAACAUGAGACAGGAUAAUGAACAUCUGCAAUCCAGAUGUUCAGAACAUUGCCUUGUUCUCUAUUAUCAGUGCAGUAAAAUAAAUACCAUAUGCUACAAUGCAUUACUUUACCUCUGUGCUUGUGGCGUACACAGGAUACAAACAAUAGCAGGGUCUGCUCACCACAGGAGAAAUGCAGUGUUGUUACAAUCUGUCCUAUAAGUCUUAUUGUAUAUUUAUCACUGACUUUUCUGCCCACUUGAACAAGAAUCAAUCAAAUUGCAGCAUGGCUUAAUGAGGAGGAAGAGAUGGAAGACACUGAUCAUUGAUCACUGCAAGUCAGGUGUCUCCGAGCUCCUCAUGUAAACAUGAAUCUCUCCUUAUCUUUGAUGAAAACCAAAACCAUGAAACCCUCCACAGGUCAUAAAGGCAGCCCUGAUUUACCAUUAUGAAAUGUGACAAAAACCACGCCCAUGUGAGAUGUGGGAGUGGACAUCACCCUUCCUGCCAAGCUGCCAGCUAUUUGGAUUCAAUAACUGAAGUGAUCCCAUUGGUGUGUUGCUUGGUGUUCUCCCCUAUAAAGACAGCCCAGGACAACAGGCCGGGGUGGGGGUGAUCAGAAAACCUUAUCAACAUGAAGCAGAGAGGGAGCUGUUCUGGAUCAGGAGCACCGCAUGUGCACAGGAGAGUAAGCCUGGCGUGGCAUGUUUUUAAGCAACAUGACUUUUAAUGUAAGGAUGGACUAAAAGAUGGAGGAAUUAAUCUAUGGAUGAGUGGAUUGGGACAGUGCAAAAGACUAAUCAUCUCUGAGGAGCCAAGGUUAUAGGAAGAGGUCUAAGGAUGGAAACCCAACUGCUUCAAGUCAGGAGAUGGCCAACCUGGCAGCAGGAACCAACAGCUGGAGGGAAAAGAGGCCAGGAUCUGAAGUCCCAGACAUUAGAGUGGGAACACUUCCCCCAUUAGCCAAGGCUCGUCUAGCCGGAUGGAAAUUUUCUGGAAAUAAGGACAGUGACUAGACAAAAAUGCACUUUUGUCUGUUCCUAAUGACUAAUCAGCCUCUGUGUCUAAAGCCCAUAAAAGCCAGAGUGGAGUGUCUCUGGACCCUUGAGCACAGGCCUGAUCUUCAAUCCUCCUUCCCUGUUUAUAUCUGCGUCCUCAGGAAGAAUAAAUUGUCAUUCAGACCUGC